AUGAGUGAAGAUGCAUGGGACAGUCACUGCGAGGAAAUACACUCUGAAACGGGGGAUGGUUACCUGUAUCACCUGAUCAAUGCCAUCGUGGACUCGCUGCCCCUGGUCGCAGACAAAGGUGCCGACAAGGACAUUCUCAAGGUCAUAACAGAGCCCUUCACCAAACUGAUUAUCCAGAUCGACAAGAACGCCAUCAACAAGAUUGCAGACGGCACGGAUCCUGACUUUGACUACGACCGCGCCAUCAUGAAGGUGUGCUGUGACAAGAAGACACCUGCACAGUGCUGUGAGACCAAAAAGUCGAAGGUGUUCAAGACUGCGGUCAACUACACGCAUGCGCAGAAGACUGGCUUCUGUCAGGAGCUUAGCGCAUGCGUGGGCCGGAACCAGACAUGGCACGAGGACUGCACGAGCACGCCCUGGAGUAACAAGACAUGGAGCAUCCAGAGGCUCGUCACACAGGUCGACUGUGACGCUUUCCAGGGCACGAGGUCAGAGGUCGACUGUUGUAAGAAGAGGAUAGACCUCAACCAGACCCUGGACUGCUCCGGCGUCAGCAGCUGUUUCAGCUCCAGCUCCCACAACUUCUCCCUCUCCAGCUGCGCCGUGAGCAACGUCAGCGUCAUGGACGAGCUUGUGGGUGAGGACUUCUCGUGCACGCUGUACACGAGGGACGUGGAGAAGAUGACGUGCUUCAAGGAAUGUGAGUUUUUAUUCAAGGGAAUGUACUCUACAUUAAACGACAAAGCUAUCGGAGCAAUCAUGCUGGUUAUCUCCCUUACAAUUCUCUGCCUGUGUCUUGUCGCCAUUGUCAAACUGCUGCUCUCCCUUCUCCAAGGCCCCAUCGCUCUCAUCAUCAAAAAAUUCAUCAACGCGGACUUUCCCGGACCGCUGGGCUACCUCACCGGAUACCUCACCAUCAUCAUCGGCGCCGGGUUGACCAUCAUCGUCCAGAGCUCCUCCAUCUUCACCUCCACCCUCACCCCGCUCGUCGGCAUCGGGGUCAUCGAACUCGACCGGAUGUACCCUUUGACCCUGGGGUCAAACAUCGGCACCACGACCACGGCGAUUCUCUCAGCCUUAGCCAACACGGACGGCCUCAGAAACGCGUUACAAGCAGCCUUCUGCCACCUCUUCUUCAACAUCACCGGCAUCCUCCUGUUCUACCUUAUUCCCUACCUCCGCUUCCCCAUCCCGCUUGCCAAAUUUCUAGGCAACUGCACGGCCGAGUACCGCUGGUUCGCCAUCGUCUACAUCCUCCUCAUGUUCUUCCUCUUCCCCGCCCUAGUCUUCGCUCUCUCCAUCCCGGGCUGGUACGUCCUCCUCGGCUUCCUCGGGCCCGUCUGCCUUCUCUUCAUCAUCAUCGGCGUCAUCAAAUGCCUGCAGGCUAAACGUCCCCAGAGCCUGCCCAGAAAGCUCCAAGACUGGAUGUUCCUACCCCAGCCGCUACUGUCUUUAGAACCCUAUGAUCGCGCCAUGCAGAAAGUCUUCUUCUGCAAGCGGUUCCAGACAGACUCUACCGAGAAGACAGACACUGGUGCCACGUCAGACAGACAAGCUAACGGAGAGUCCAGCACGCGACUUUAG
This is a messenger RNA of Physella acuta, 1587 nucleotides long. Its product is annotated as sodium-dependent phosphate transport protein 2B-like. Gene Ontology annotation, molecular function: sodium:phosphate symporter activity. Gene Ontology annotation, cellular component: membrane. Lineage: Eukaryota; Metazoa; Mollusca; Gastropoda; Physidae. The record is from RefSeq and is a predicted model, not a curated record. Gene Ontology annotation, biological process: sodium-dependent phosphate transport.